AUGAGUGAAAAUUAAAAAUCAAAGCAAAUAUCUUGUUGUUAAAGAAUUACAGAAAUUUUUAAAAGACCAAGUAAAAUUAUACAAUCUUAACCAAUACAAUCUCAGCAAGAUCAGCAAGAAUAGUAAGUUAUAUAAGGAAAUUAAAAUUAAAAUGAUUGGUUGAUGAUUGAAGAAUAGUUUCUCAAUAAAAUUUCUUCAGCAGGUAGAAGAUAAAUGUUCUAUGAUCUUUUUUAGAAAACUGGAAUUAAAACAAUUGAAUUAUUAAUUCUCUCAUUUAAAAAUUCUAAUACUAGUUUUAUUGGUAAACGAUGUAUUUAAGCUGAAUUAUUAAUCCUUCGAAAUAUGUAUGAAAGAUUUAAUUAAUAACCUAAAGAACUAUAAUGGACUUUUGCUAGUGCUACAUUAAUAUCUGAUAAUGAUAUUUAAAUAUAAUAAUAAUCUAAUGCUAGAAUUAAAAAUAUAUUAUUAGUAGGAAUAACAGGAUAAGGAAAAACUACUUUAAUAAAUAGUUUUUAUAAUCAUAUUUCAAAAAUCACUUUGGACUCUAAUUUACGUUAUUUGGUGAUAGAUGAUAAUGAAUAAAACAGAGAAGGGAAAUCAGUUACAAGAGAAGUAAAUUAAUACAAAAUCAAAAUAAAAGAUGACUUAAUUUUUAAUUUUAUAGAUACACCAGGAUUAGGUGAUACUGAAGGAUAUUCUAGAGAUUAAGAAAUUAUAGAUUAAAUUUCUAAGUAAAUUAAAAAGAUGAAAGAUAAGAAUCAAAUUAUUCAUCAAGUUAUUAUUGUCUCUCAAUUAUCAACAAAUUAUGUUGUAGAAAAUACCCCUACUCUAUAAUAAUUAGCCCUUCUUAAUGUUUUAAAACUCUUUGGAAUUGAUAUGGCUUAACAUUAUAUUCAUGCUCUGACAUUUUCAGAUUUCACUACUAUUCAUAGAAAUAACUUUGAAAAUCCAAACUCUAUCUUCUUUGUUUUAACUUAAAGAGAUUAACUUUUAUUAACAAGAAACUUCUAAUAAUUAAACUAAAAAAGUAAUAAUCUAUUAACAUAAAGCCCAACUAAUUCUGAAACGGCUGUUUUAUUAAGCAAUAAUUAAUUAAAUGAAAAUAAUAAAGAAUUUUGUUAAUUUUAAAAUUCUGUUUAUUAUUAAAAUCUAUCUAAUUAGAUUUCAUUAAUUUAGUUUAGAAAAAAUACGGAAAAUUAUAUUAAAUUUAUUGAAAAAAUAAGUUUUAGCGAAGGAUUUUAAUUAGAUACAACUAUUUAAGUUAUUGAAGAAAGAAUUAGAUUAAAAAAUUAAAUUGAAAUUUUGGGAUAAGAACUUUAAUUAAGAGUAAGAAUUGAUUAACUUAUAUAAUCCAAUAAAAGAAAAAUUGAAAAUUAUUAGUCAAUAGCUUAAGAGAAUUAAAAUUUUUCCUACAUUGAAUUUGAACCAAUUAAGAGAAUAAAGUAAUGUUCAUAAAACAUUUAUAUGACUAAUUGUUAAGAUUGUAAAAAGACUUGUCAUAAAAAUUGUUCAGUAUCCAAUCAGAAUUUAAUAAAUUGUAACAUGAUGAUUAGAUUAUCCUCAGGUAAUUAUGUAUGCGAAUCUUGUUAACAUACUGUUGAAAAGCAUCUGUAAUAAAAUUUAUUUAUUUAGAAAUGAAAAUAUUUAAUACAUUCAAGAAGUUAUAGAAGUAGAAAGAUUUUAUGAUGAUAUGAGAAAUGAACAUAAUUAGGCAAUAACAAUGACUUAAAAAUUAGAAUAAAUAUUGUAAGAAUAAAUUUAGAGAGAAAUUGAUAAUGAUGCAAGAAUUAUUCUCAUUUUAGAUGAUUUAAAAAAUUGUUUCAAUUAUCUCUUCUCUUCAGCUUUAUACAAACUAGAUUUAAGAGAAAAAUCCUUAAAGGACUUUUUAUAUAAAUAUUUUAAAAGCUUUGAAAAUUAAUUAGAAAAAUAUUUUCGGGAAAGCAUAGACAUUUUUGCUACAAGAAGAUUAGUAGAAAAUCAACAAUUAAAUCAAUAAAAUACUAUGUUUAGAUUAAGAACAGAAAAUUUUUAAAGAAUUGAAUGA
Paramecium sonneborni is the source of this 2044-nucleotide messenger RNA. Lineage: Eukaryota; Ciliophora; Oligohymenophorea; Peniculida; Parameciidae. The record is from the annotation of a GenBank genome assembly.